UAUAAGUUAUUAUUCACGGAAGAUGCCUGUGAGGCGCUCCGUGUGAUGUGAGGCGACUCGUGUGAGGAGUAGAUCCCGUCUAUGUUGCCACGUCAAGAAUGGACACUUGAUUACCGUCUUUGCCACGAUGGUCGUUGCUUUUCAUGCCCAAGUCGUCUGCAAACUGCAAAGCUUCGACGAAACCCAUCGCCAUUAGGCUUUUCAUGCCCAAGUCGCCUGCAAAUUGCAAACUUCGACGAAACCCAUCGCCAUUAGGGUUCUUCAUUUAGAUUGUUGGACGGAUUGCUUCUCAUUUAUCAACUUGUAACGAAAAGCAUUGGCUUUUCUAAUCCCAUCGAUGUUGGAGUUCCGGACCUUUCUGACUCUGUGAUAGCCUGAAAUUUCACUUCACCAUCGGGCAUUUCUGCGACAUCAAAAAGGAACCCGCAGAAAGUCCCACAAUGUCAGUAGCAAGACUUGACAAGACUGCAAUGAAGAUAUCAGCCGAUUUCAAUGGCAAUCCAGCUUCACAUAAAUGGCCCCAAGGACGGGGAAUCCAAACUCCCAUUAGAGCUACUGGUGCUGGUUCCAGGUUCUUGCAAGUGGGUCAUGACGAACUAAGAUCUCAUCGUCGAGUUCCAACAAAACCUAUGGGUGCAAAGGGUGAAAAUAUUCCUGUUAGAUUUCAAAGUGUUUUUGGAAUUAUGCAUCUCAUCAUUUCACUUGGGAUUAUCCUGGUGAUGGAUAAAUUCCUGAAGCGAGCCUUUGUAGCUGCUGCCAUCAAGUUCCCAAGUGCCCUUUUUGGGAUGUUCUGUAUAUUUUCUAUUCUGAUGAUUCUUGAUUCUGUUGUGCCAUCAACUGCGAUGAGUUUGGUAAACUUCUUUGAGCCAGCAAAUAUGUUCAUUCAGAGGUGGCUCCCACUGUUUUAUGUUCCCUCAUUGGUGGUUUUACCUCUCACUGUAAAGGAUAUCCCUGCAGCUUCAGGAAUUAAGAUCCUUUUCAUCCUAGUUGGGGGUUGGCUGGCUUCGUUGUCUGUUGCAGGUUACACAGCCAUAGCAGUACGGAAAAUUGUAAAGACAGAAACAGUAUCUGCAGAGCCUAUGCCAAAACCUUCUCCAUUCUCACAAAUUGAGCUGUGGGCAUGGACAGGGAUUUUUGUUUCAUCAUUUGUUCUUGCAGUCCUAUAUCCAACUGCACUUGGAACAAAUGCAAAAACAUGUCUUCCUUUCUUACUUGCAGCUACAGUUUUAGGUUACAUGGUUGGUUCCAGGUGGCAAUCUGAUGCAAAGAAAGCUCUUCAUCCAAUUAUUUGCUGUAUACUCUCUGCAGAUCUUUCAGCACUAGCUUAUGGGUAUUUCUCCCAGUCUGGACUGGAUGCUGUGCUAGGAUACUACCUCACAAAGCUAUCUUAUAAUCCUGGAGCUGGUGACAUCCUAAUGGGAUUUUUGGGAUCUGUAAUCAUUUCUUUUGCAUUUUCAAUGUUCAAGCAAAGAAAGCUUGUCAAGAAGCAUGCUUCAGAGAUUUUCUCAUCGGUGGUCAUAUCAACAAUAUUUUCAUUGUAUUCAACUGCUCUCGUAGGGCGCCUUAUUGGGUUGGAACCUGCUCUGACUAUUUCUAUUUUACCCAGAUGUAUAACUGUGGCAUUAGCACUCAGCGUUGUAUCCUUUUUUGAAGGUGCCAAUGCAUCUCUAACAGCUGCUGUGGUUGUACUUACGGGUCUGAUUGGAGCAAACUUUGUACAAGCAAUGCUUAAUAAACUUCGCUUGAAUGAUCCUAUUGUUCGAGGAAUAGCAACUGCCUCUAGGUAGUUCUCAUGGAUUGGGGACAGCAGCCUUAUCAGUAAAGGAGCCUGAGGCUCUCCCAUUCUGCGCCAUCACCUAUGCCCUCACUGGUAUAUUUGGAUCAUUGAUUUGCUCAGUGCCAGCAGUCAGGCAGAGCUUGGUUCUUGUGGUUGGUUGAGACUAUCAGCAAUUCAUCUACAAUUGCAUAUGCCAUAUGGUAGUUGUACCAUCACACACAUCUCUUGGAAUAACAUCUCAGCUUUGCAAAAAGAUUAUGUCAGUUAAAUGGUUUGGAACAUACCACCUCUUGGUAUGAAGAUUCAAGAACAAUAUCCCUUGUAGUACGAUGUCAUAAGUUGAGGUUUUUGAACAUUGUCAUAGCAGUUGGGGCUCUAUUGGACAAUCCUUUAGAGAGAUUAUAGUUUACAAGGGGGAAUGUUAAACGUGAAGCCGUGAGGAUUUUGAUGAUUGUGAUAGUAGGUACUCUGGUUAUUCAAAGAUCAAAUUCAUUUUCCUUUAGUAUGGAUAUGAUCAAUUGGAGGGGGAAAAACUCAUUUGAAGCUUGUAAGAGUUUGAUGGUUAAAAAAAAACAUCUUACAAUAUUUAUCAAAAAAAAAGAAACAUCUUACAAUUAAGUUGCGUCCUAGGCCACAAGCUUUCCCAUUAAAUAGGCCAAUGUCUAAACUUUUAGAGUAUUCCUUCUAUUGUUUUUGUUACUUUUAAAUUGUUAUUAUUACAGUUUUCAGAAAGCAAAGGGAAGUUCAGUUGUUGAUGUA
Nelumbo nucifera (sacred lotus) is the source of this 2536-nucleotide messenger RNA. RefSeq names its product plastidal glycolate/glycerate translocator 1, chloroplastic-like. The record is from RefSeq and is a predicted model, not a curated record. Lineage: Eukaryota; Viridiplantae; Streptophyta; Magnoliopsida; Proteales; Nelumbonaceae.